Molecule: messenger RNA, 1302 nt
Organism: Giardia duodenalis
Lineage: Eukaryota; Fornicata; Diplomonadida; Hexamitidae
Exons: 1
Coding region: 1-1302 (433 amino acids)
Source: RefSeq, a predicted model, not a curated record
AUGCCUCAAUUCAGCGAUACAUCCCAAUGUCAGCGGUGGCUGUUUUCUUCACCUGAAGUGCUGCAGGCGGCAAGGAGAGCUGCAUACACAUCAGGCCCUGUCCUGACCAAUUCUCUGCGCUACCGGCAGAGUGAGUACCCUCUGAAGAACGCUCCGUUAAGCUUUGCGAACUAUAUGAUCUCCAGUCAAAUCAUUAAUCCCUAUCAGACCAUUGCUCUCGCCCUUUGCGAUCUGAAUAACGAGAAAGCAAAGAAUUUGGGCCGGUUUGUGGUGGCUUGUGACUUUAACGAAGUUAUAGCUCUAUCUGUAUUCGCUCGACAGUUUAUCACGCAAGGCGUUAGAAAGUACCCAGAGAUACAGACGGCCUAUAACCGCAUGACUCAGCGGUUCUCGGCCUUCAACUCGGACAUUCUGCACAAGUCUUUUCUCUAUUACCAGGUGAAGACAGCGGAGGUUCUAGCCCGGCGAAUGACGUGUUUUCUUGUCGUCUCCCUGAUCCACCCACUGUCUCCGCUUUUGAUAAGCAUUCUUCUCAGCUUCAAGAUAGGUUCUUGUGACUGCUUUCAGCGCCGGGAGACGUAUGUCCCAAGGCUCUAUGACUCACGGUACAUCACAGACAGUCCGUACUUAGAGGAAGCCUGCGGCAUCCGUGCAGAUGACCCGGUGAAGGACAUCAAGCUCAGGGAUCUCAACAAAAAGACUGGAGAACUGUUCAGCGAAAUUUAUCGCACCAUGAAAAAGCAUGAACUAUAUCUGCUCCAAAAGCUAGAUUUUUCAGUCUAUUGUGUUCUUGCGGAUGAUUACAUAGACGAUGAAUUCAUUUCUUCCACCCUUCAAAGUGCUAGGAUUAAGCUGGGACACGAUCCUGAGACAGUGAUUACGUAUAAUCUGAUUGAAACGGAGCUGGAGUUUGUGCUAACAGCUACUAGAUUAACAGACAGUUAUCUCCUCUGUGAACCAGAAGUUAUCGCGGUGUUUUGUGUGGUGGAAGGUGUCCUUCUCUAUGCGCAGAGGCACUCCAUCUCCUUAAACACUACACGAGAGGAUGCUUAUGCUGCCAUAGCGUCUGCUUUGGCCCUAAGAGACCCCCAAGUAGGUAUUAAGCUAGCAUUGAUAAGGGACACCCUCUUCUACUUCAUAUGUGAAUCUGUACCAGAUGUUCCCGAGGAGAUACGUAAUGAUGCUAAGAGAGCUGCUGAUCUAAUUAUGCCCAUGAAAUCUGUGGAAUACCAGAUCAAAGACUACCUCGAAUUUCUGCGAAAAUACUUCUCUUUUAAGGUUGUUAUGCUCAAGAUAGACUAA